Penicillium concentricum is the source of this 1284-nucleotide messenger RNA. RefSeq lists its product as uncharacterized. The transcript has a single exon. NCBI's taxonomy places the organism in Eukaryota, Fungi, Ascomycota, Eurotiomycetes, Eurotiales, Aspergillaceae. Bases 1 to 1284 code for a protein of 427 amino acids. The record is from RefSeq and is a predicted model, not a curated record.
AUGACUUCUCCAUCUAAGGUUUGCUAUAUGCCUCUAAGCACUUUGUCUAAGCGUGAUAGAAACUUACAUGAAUGUUCUUCAACCCAGACCGCUCCCUUUGACGAGCUACUUCGCCGGUGCAAUUUUAAUUGGGCCGAAGACGCAGAGGAAGAGGCUAGAGCUAAUGGCAAUCUGCCAAUGGCCGCUGCACCAAAGCCUCUUGAUUGCUCCUUGCCUAAGGCCAAGUGGUACAAUGAACCCUUCCCAACUCGCAACUAUGUGCCUGCUCCCCGAUUCAAGUCAUCCGUUUCAACCAUCAAUGAAGAGAUCUGGGAUGAGCUGUGGGGCUGUGCUGAUGGAUCUACGGAUGCAACCUCAAGCUUUGACGAACUCCAGACCGACUCCGAUGAGUCCAACAGUACAGCUUCGAGUUAUGAGGUGGCUCUCCCCAAGGACGAGUUUCGCCGUGAGCAUUUAACCCCCAAUGCGGAAUCCGAGACAUAUUCGGUUGCACAGCAAGAUGUGGAUAUCAUCUUUUCUGAUCGCCAAGCGUGGGUCGAAGUCGACGAGGAGAUUCAUCACUUUAACUGGCUGGGGGUACGAGUUUACACCCACUGUGCCACUUCCCCAUCUGACUCGCUUGCCAUCAUCUUGGCAAACCCCAAGAGUCCUCAGGGAGGUGCUAGCUUGAGAAUCCAACUACUUCUGAGCCGAGCAGCCCAGUACAUAGACCCGGUUCUCGUACUUCUCGAUGACACUGACGAUAGCUUGUUCGACCUCCGGGGGUCGGAGCUUGUCCGUGCCUCAACCGGACGCGCUUUCAAGUUCUACUCGCCACAUGGAAGAUGGUUGGAAGAUCCCAAGGAUACGAGUGAAGAAACAACCACAGACUUCGGCAAUGUGCGGACCUACGACGCCUCAGAUGUGGCCAUUGGAAAUGGUUUCGUGGAGUCUAGUGCCAUUCGAUCGGUGUCCCAGUGGUCAGAGGCUCGGUAUGAAGCCUGCGAUGACUCUGGAGAAGGUCUACAUCCGCGGAGGAUGACUUGGGAGCGGAAACCUUCGCCAUUGAGUCAAUGCGAAUCAAUUUUGCCAGAGAUCACCCCCGAGUCACCACAGCCAGAGACCAUCAAUCAGGCAAAGAAGCCACCUCGCAAGAUCACAACCUGUGUUAUCUCCGCACCACCUGAGGAAUAUUUCUCUUUCCCCACUCCAGUCUUUCGUCCUAGGGGGGUGAGGCGAGCACUUGCAAAGGCUCGACGGGGACUUGGAUCUAUGCUCACAUCAUUGAAGCGCAAGUUGAGGUAG